AUGGGUGUGCUGAUGCGGGCGUGGGGUCGGGACAUGAAGGUGGUGAUGCUGCAGUUUAUCAAGCACACCACGGCCAAUUUCGGCGAGCAGCGGGCUGCGGCCAAGAUGGGCAUAACGGUUCGGGCCAUGGGCGAUGGGUUUACUUGGCGCUCUCAGGAUCUGGACGCCAGCGCAGACCUGGCCCGGGCACUGUGGGAAGAUGCCAAGGAAGUGAUCAACGCCGGGGAAUACGACCUCGUUAUAUUGGACGAGUUCACCUACCCCAUGCAUUACGGUUGGCUGCCGGUGGAGGAUGUGGUCGAGGCGUUGACGAAUCGUCCCGAAAUGCAGCACGUCAUUAUCACCGGGCGACAUGCUCCGGCCGAGCUGGUCGAGUUUGCAGACCUGGUUACCGAGAUGAACGUGGUGAAGCAUCCCUAUGACGCCGGCAUCAAAGCCCAGCCCGGCAUCGAGUUCUGA
Geodia barretti is the source of this 459-nucleotide messenger RNA. NCBI's taxonomy places the organism in Eukaryota, Metazoa, Porifera, Demospongiae, Tetractinellida, Geodiidae. The record is from the annotation of a GenBank genome assembly.